Oncorhynchus masou masou (cherry salmon) is the source of this 5970-nucleotide messenger RNA. Its product is annotated as vasopressin V2 receptor-like. The coding region runs from base 517 to 2280 and encodes 587 amino acids. The transcript has 8 exons. Gene Ontology annotation, cellular component: plasma membrane. Gene Ontology annotation, molecular function: vasopressin receptor activity; peptide binding. The record is from RefSeq and is a predicted model, not a curated record. Gene Ontology annotation, biological process: G protein-coupled receptor signaling pathway; regulation of systemic arterial blood pressure by vasopressin; cellular response to hormone stimulus. NCBI's taxonomy places the organism in Eukaryota, Metazoa, Chordata, Actinopteri, Salmoniformes, Salmonidae.
AGAGGGAGGGAGGGUGAGGGGGAAGGAGGGAUGGUAAGAGCAGACGGAGCUCAAAUUCAGUCCUGUCAGUGAGUAGAGGCACUCAGAAAUAGCAGAGAAGAGAGGGAGCACGGAAACACAUGGUGAACUAAUGGAUUACUCUCACAGACUCUUGUGAACUACACAGCAACGACAUACCAUCAACCACACAACCUGGCAAAUACAGUACAGACAUACAAUAUUCACACUGAUUUCACUUCAGCCUCAUACACUCAACAAGCUCUCUACAAAUUUAGAUCACACAGACAGUUCUAACACAGGUCUCUUAAUCUACAUUAGAGUAAAUAGACAAACGGAUUCUCUGAUUCUGACACAAACACAGACACAAUGGAAAUGCAUGGGCUUCAGUGUUGAACUGGAGGACCAAAGAUGUGAAUUUCAGUGAGGAUUCUGACACCUUUGUGAAACAUCACUGAAGAGCACCACAAGCAAAACAGGACACGCAUGAAGAGGUUGACCAUGCACUGACAAAAAGGCAUGGAAACCAUCUCCGGGGAAAUGGGUUGGAAUAGAUUAGGCCACUCCUCUCUGGCAUCCGUGACAACAGGAAGAACCAACCUCACUUCCUCACUCUUCUCCGACUUCACAUCCCUCAACAGUUCACACGAAGGGGCAGGGUCCUAUUACUGGAUUAUCCCCGAGAACGCCUCAGCCACCACGCCCCAUGCCUUACCCCAGCCCAGGGUCAGGGAUCUGGGUCUGGCCCGGGCGGAGAUAGGGGUCCUGGGCUUGGUGCUGGCCCUCACUACCCUAGGGAAUGGCUUCGUACUGUGGGUGCUGCUCCGCAGGAGGAAACACAAUGCUCCGAUGCAUCUGUUCAUGGUCAACCUGUGUCUGGCUGACCUGGUGGUGGCGCUGUUCCAGGUUUUUCCCCAGCUGGUGUGGAACAUCACAGAAAGGUUCCAGGGGCCGGAUUUUCUGUGUCGCUCAGUAAAGUACCUGCAGAUCGUAGGGAUGUUCGCAUCCUCCUAUAUGAUUGUUGCCAUGACAGUGGACCGGCACUAUGCCAUCUGCUGCCCACUGCAGGCUUAUCGUGGUGGGUCCGUGUCCCGCUGGAACACCCCUAUUAUGAUGGCCUGGGGCCUGGCCUUACUUCUCUCUAUACCACAGUUGUUCAUCUUCUCGCGGUCGGAGGUGUCUCCGGGAGAGUUUGAGUGCUGGGCUCACUUCGCUGAGCCGUGGGGACUCAAGGCCUACAUCACCUGGAUGACCCUAGCAGUGUUCUUACUGCCAGCACUAAUCAUCACUGUCUGCCAGAUCCGGAUCUUCAGAGAGAUUCACAACAACAUCUAUCUGAAGUCAGAGAGGAUGGUGUCAGCAGAGCUCAAGAAGAACAACGCUGUCAUCUUCCACUUCCACAGAGUCAAAAAGGACGACAACAGAGCGACCAGGGAGCGGGGGAGAGGGGGAUGCAGAGGGGGGAGAGGAGCAGGAGUAGGAGGGGAGCAGCUUCUAAAGACUAUGAACAACAACCCCUCCAGCACUCUCUGCAACCCUCUCUUACCACUCUCCCCCCAGUCUACUACAGCUGUUGUACCCUCAGAGUGCUAUCCCUACCUGUCCCCCUCUCCACAGUACAGCAGCUGUCACAACAACCACACAGCAGCAACACAGCAAAGCCCCUUCAACACCCCAGAUAACCUAACCCUCCCCUCCAACCCCGGCCUCAGUGACCAAAGGGGCUCCUGUACAGCUGUAGUUCCCCCAUCAUGUGACCCGUGCCCACAUGGAUCCCAUGGCCCAGUCACCUCAGGUGGUUGUGGUGGUGGUUCAGUGCCUCCUAACAAUGGCGGAUGCCACUGUCAAGAGUCCUACACAUCCUUCGAGCUCCCAUCCUCCCCCCGGUGUGUCCCCUCUCCACGCCCAUCGCUGGAGUACCCUCCCCCACCCCCCCGGGCCCUGACGCCCCCCUCCAUCUCCAAGGCCAUGUCUAAGACGGUGAGGAUGACUCUGGUGAUAGUGUUGGUCUACACAGUCUGCUGGUCCCCCUUCUUCAUCGUUCAGCUGUGGGCUGCCUGGGACCCCAACCCUCCAGACCAAGGCGUAGCGUUCACCAUCCUGAUGCUGCUGGCCAGUCUGAACUCGUGUACCAACCCCUGGAUCUACACCUUCUUCAGCAGCUCUGUGUCCAGGGAGCUACAGGCCCUGUUACGCUGCAGACCAAGAACCCCGCGCAGGGGCUCCAUACCUGACGACUCCACCACCACACACACCUCCACCACCAAAGACAGCCUCUACUGACACAUUCAGACACUCACACAGCACACACACUCCACCAAGGACAACUUGUACUGUCUCACACACACACACCACCACCUCCACUGCUGCCAGCACCUAAGACUAGAGGACAGCCCGCACUGACCUUCAGGCAGCAAACACAUUUCCCCCAACACGGAAACAUGGACAGCUGUGUUAUGGCCAAAAAGGAAGGACCCCUAUGAAACAUCCCCUGUCUGUCUGUCUGUCCCCUCUGUCUUCUCUCCCUCACACCGAGGAGGUUGCUAUUGAACGAGAGGAGAAACGUGAGUCAGCUGAGGAGGACAAAUGUGAGUGAAGACAUCGACACUACGUAAUGGAAUAUAGACCUUUACAGCACCUGUAUAGGUACUGUACCUAUAAAUAUACAUAUAUCAACAGCAGGAUAAGAUGUUCACUUGGUACUGUAGAAACGGAACGAAAACAGAGAAAGAUAUUCAAAUGCUCCUUUGAAUAAGCUGACCAUGGAGUAUAAACAUCCUGUAUUAUACGUUGUCUCUACAUGUCUGUCUCUAUAUAAAGAGAACAGUGCAGUUGUCGGACGGUGAUUCCCUUCGAGGCUACAAAUUACUUCACCUCUCGCAAGACGAUAUGGGCAGUACAUUAAAUGUUUGUUGACUGGACUACAUGCCUAAUGUACAAAGCAGUGCAUAAGCUCACAGUACACUAUGGCUCAAACUACAGAACAAAGCAGCCAGACAGCAGACUGAGUGAGAAAGAGAGAGAGAGAGAGAGAGAGAGAGAGAGAGAGAGAGAGAGAGAGAAGAAAGAUGGGGAGAGGGAGAGAGAGAGAAAAAAAGGUGGAGAGGGAGAGAGAGAGAAAGAGGUGGAGAGAGAGAGAGAGAGAGAGAUUGAAUUGAAUUGGGAGAGAGAGAGAAAGAGGGGAAGAGGGAGGGAGAGAGAGAGAGAGAGAGAAAUAGGGGGAGAGUGAGAGAGAGUACAGGCUCAGUGAGCACAGCCUUGCCAUUGAGAAGGGUAGACACAGGAAAACCGGACUCCCUUAGAGGAAAGGCUGUGCAACCACUGCACAACAGCAGAACCUGAGACGGAGCUGCAUUUCCUGACAAAAUGUAAAAAAUAUAAAACAAUUCGAGAGUGUCAUUUCCCCAAAUUUGAAACCCUUAUUCAAGGUUUCAAAGACCUCUCUGAUGAGAGUAGGCUACCCGUCCUGUUGGGGGAGGCUGCAGAGAGCUGUGUGUUGGCAGUGCACUACAUUUCUGCCUGCCAUACAUUGAGGGACAGUGUCUGACAGACCAAUCAACCUGCACAUGUCCUCUACUGUAUGCUUAUUGUUAUUGUUCAAUGUAUGGUUAUUUUGACACUUUGAUGUUGUUGUUUUCCGUUGAUCACUUUGAUUAUUAUUAUUUUCAUAUUGUAAAUAUCCAAAGUAAGCUUAACGUCAUGACAAUAAAGCAAAUUGAAUUGGAAAAAAAAAAUAAUUGGGAGAGAGAGGAGGGGAGAGAGGGAGAUAGGGAGAGAGAGAAAAAGGGGGAGAGGGAGAGUGAGAAAGAGAGAGAGAGAAAAAGAGAGAGAGAGAGAGAGAGAGAGAGAGAGAGAGAGAGAGAGAAAGAGAGCGAGAGAAGCUGAUACUGGUGCAAUUCAUUGUUAAUCUUAGACAUACACGUUGUACUGGCUGUAUGGUUCUGAUUACAUAUGCAUGAUUUUAUAAUCUCCUACAUUGACUGCAUGAGUGUGUGGAUUGAAUAUGCAGAUGGAGAAACAAUCUGGGCCCCAAAUGGCAUCCCAUUACCUACAAAUUGCGCUUCUUUUGGGGCCUGGUCAAAUGUAGUGGACUAUAUAGGAAAUAGGGUGCCAUUUUGGAUGCAGCUACAGAUGCUGUGGGGCUGUGGGAGGGUGAAUGGGACUAAUUCCACAGAGCCAAGUCUUUGGAUCUCUGUACUACCUAUCACUUGUAUUGAUUAACUAGCUGAGUGUACAUGUGUGUGCGUGUGUGUGUAUGUGUGUGUGUCUGCACGUGUGCAUGUUUGUGUGUGUGUGUGUGUGUGUGUGUGUGUGUGUGUGUGUGUGUGUGUGUGUGUGUGUGUGUGUGUGUGUGUGUGUGUGUGUGUGUGUGUGUGUGUGUGUGUGUGUGUGUGUGUGUGUGUGUGUGUGUGUGUGUGUGUGUGUCCUUGUCUCUCUUCUGUCUCUUCUUGUAGGGAGGUUCCUAUGCUGAUUAUUGGCUGCAACCCAACUCCAAUCAGAGGCCUGAAGAGAGGAGAGGAAAGAUGAUAUGAAGGUAGAGGAACAGUGGAUGACUUUUACUCUUUUAUUUAGAUCUAGAGUAACUGUCUGAAUCCCAGUAGAGGGAGAGGGAUGGUGGGAGGGAGGGAGAGAGAGAGAGUGAGCAUUUCCCAUGCCAAUAAAGCCCUUAAAUUGAAUUGAAUUGAGAGACAGAGAGGGAGGGAGAGCGAGUAAGAGUGAGAGUGAAAUAAAUAACUGGAGAGGACCAUUUUUGGAAGCAGAAUAAACAGAGGAUGAGAGCGUGGGAGCAAGCUUGGGAGCAAUCCUUGGAGGAGGGGCGGUUGAAGUAGUGGAAGCUAAUAUUAUGGAUGAACUACAGGAAAACAAAUCAAAAUGUUUUCUAAAUGCAUGCCUGAGGUGGAAUUCAUCUUCACUCAGAAGAGCGGGAGAGGAAUAUCUGGUUUCAAAGAAAGAAAGAAAGAACGAAAGAACGAAAGAAAGAAAGAAAGAAAGAAAGAAAGAAAGAAAGAAAGAAAGAAAGAAAGAAAGAACAAUGGUGACUUGUGAAAAGAGAAAGAGUCAAACAAGUAAGAAGAGUCCUGGGGAGAAAUCAGAAUAAAUACUCUGGAUAAACAAUACUAGACACAUUGGAGCAUGUUAAACAUAGCGAGAAGAGAGAGCAAGAGAGAGAGAGAGAGAGAGAGAGAGAGAGGAGUGAAUGAAUCUAGCAGACCAAGGCUUCGACAACAAGCUAGGACGCAAUUAUGUGAUUAUGUUUCACAUCUGGAGAGAAAUCUGAAUUUUUUUAUCUGGAUUAACAAUACUAGGCACAUGGGAGAAUGUUCAACAUAACGAGAAGAGAUAGAGAGAGAGACUUCUUAGAAGUACAACACAGCCGCCACCGUCAUGUAUGGAUGUCAUGCUAUGAGGAUAGCUCAUAAACACAUGGAGACGUGACACUUCACAGACUGCCCAGGAGAGGAUCACAUUGCUACUAUGCAGAGACGACCACAUCUGAAUAUUUUAUGGUGUCAAGUCCAUGCACAAGUAAUAACACAUUAUAGAAAAACCACGAGGAAUUUCAUCUAGACUGUACAAUGAAGGAAAUUACCAUUCCAUGUAAAUCAAUGAUUUAAAAUAUAUUUAUUGAAAGUGUUGCAGAGGCACAGUACAGUACGACCAUUAUUAUUUACAGAUUGUGUAAGAGAUUAUGAUGAAUAUAUACUAUGUCCGAUAUACAGGUAACUGACAAAAUAAAGGAAACACCAACAUAAAGUGUCUUAAUAGGGUGUUGGGGCACCACUAGCCGCCGGAAAACAGCUUCAAUCCGCCUUUGCAUAGGUUCUACAAGUGUUUGACACCUUUCCUUCCAUCAUUUGGUGUGUUGUUGGCUGUGGUGGAGAUCUGGUGAUCUGAGACACACACACACACACACACACACACACACACACACACACACACACACACACACACACACACACACACACACACACA